Messenger RNA from Phasianus colchicus (ring-necked pheasant), 1923 nucleotides. RefSeq names its product protein O-glucosyltransferase 3 (gene POGLUT3). The record is from RefSeq and is a predicted model, not a curated record. Gene Ontology annotation, molecular function: protein binding; glucosyltransferase activity. NCBI's taxonomy places the organism in Eukaryota, Metazoa, Chordata, Aves, Galliformes, Phasianidae. Gene Ontology annotation, cellular component: endomembrane system.
UCCAGCGCGGCGCGGCCAUGGGCAGCCGGGGCUGCGCGCUGCUGCUGCUGGGCGCCGCUCUGUCGCUGCUGGGCUCGGCCGCCGUCAGUCCCGAGCGGAGCCUGGCGUGGGGCCCCGGGCUGGAAGCGGGGCUCGCACUGCCCGUGCGCUACUUCUACAUCCAGGCGGUCAGCGCGACCGGACGCAACUUCACCCGCUCUCCCCCAGGAAGAACACAAUUUAAAGUGGUAAUUAAUGCACUUUCUCCAAAAGAGCUCACCAGAAUUUACACUCCUCACCCUCUGGAUAGAAAUGAUGGCACAUUUCUUAUGCGGUAUCGGAUGUAUGGGAGUGUCAGAAAAGGGCUAAAGAUUGAGAUACUUUAUGGUGAUAAGCAUGUAGCUCAAUCUCCUUACAUUUUAAAAGGACCUGUUUAUCAUGAAUAUUGUGACUGCCCUGAAGAAGACCCUGAGAUCUGGCAGAAUGUUUUCUCUUGCCCAUCCCAAGAGCCUCAGAUUACAAAGGACUUCAUUUCCUUUCCCACCAUUGACCUGCAGCGAAUGUUUAAAGAAAUCCCAUCAAAGUUCAGUCAAACAAGAGGUGCUAUUGUUCAUUACACUAUUCUCAAUAAUCGCAUCUACCGUCGUUCCUUAGGGAAAUACACAGACUUCAAAAUGUUCUCUGAUGAAAUGUUACUGUCACUGGCAAGAAAGGUUCAUCUCCCCAAUGUGGAGUUUUAUCUUAAUGUUGGAGAUUGGCCAGUUGAGUACCGAAAAGCCAAUGAUACACCUGGGCCUAUUCCCAUCAUCUCAUGGUGUGGCUCUGUGGAUUCGAGAGACAUCAUCCUUCCAACAUAUGACAUAACCCAUUCAACUCUUGAAACCCUGCGUGGUGUCACAAAUGAUCUCCUUUCUAUUCAAGGAAAUACAGGCCCAUUCUGGGACAACAAAACUGAACAAGCUUUAUUUAGAGGCCGAGACAGCCGAGAAGAACGUCUCUAUCUUGUCAAGUUAUCCAAGGAAAAUCCGGAACUACUGGAUGCUGGAAUAACAGGGUAUUUCUUCUUCAGAGAAAAAGAAAAGGAGUUGGGAAAGGUUCCGCUGAUGGGCUUCUUUGAUUUCUUCAAGUACAAAUACCAGGUGAAUGUUGAUGGGACUGUAGCAGCUUACAGGUUUCCAUACCUCUUGCUGGGUGACAGCCUAGUACUGAAGCAAGAUUCCCAAUACUAUGAACAUUUUUAUACUGUAUUGAAACCAUGGAAACAUUAUGUUCCAGUUAAGAGAAGCUUGGAGGACUUGCUAGAGAAAAUAAAAUGGGCUAAGGAAAAUGAUGAAGAAGCACAAAAAAUUGCUAAAGAAGGACAGUCAGUGGCAAGAGAAUUACUUCAGCCUCACAGACUUUACUGCUACUACUACAAAGUGCUCCAGAAAUAUGCCGAACGCCAAGCCAGCGAACCUGAAAUACGGGAUGGAAUGGAACUUGUACCUCAGCCUGAUGACAGAGACUCAGUAUGCAGCUGCCACAGGAAAAAGCCUUUAAGGGAAGAUCUAUAACUGUACCGGAUGGAGAAAAUCACCCACUUACAAUGCAAGAAUUUAAAUAGGAUUUAAGCUGUGAAAUCUAAGACACUUACGCACUAGCAGACAGUCUUAGUUAUGUAUUCUUAUUGUAUUUACAUAUCCUUUUUCACACUGACUCUGGUCUGCAGCAUUGGUUCCCACAGUUCUGUCUCCAUGACCACCACCAGGCAGAUACUGAGCCUGUAAUGGGGAGCAUUCAGGGGACUUGGUUUAUGCAUUGCAUCAUCACGAAAGAAGAGUGGAGUGCUGCUCAUGAUCCAGAUGGGACCCAGAUACCAAAGUUUUAUGAGGAACCAGUCAUCCAAAAGAGAUCUCCCAUGAGUCAGGACAAGUUAAUCUAAAGGAGCAUUUGCAACAUUCUAAA